Messenger RNA from Argiope bruennichi, 1263 nucleotides. RefSeq lists its product as uncharacterized. The record is from RefSeq and is a predicted model, not a curated record. The transcript has a single exon. Lineage: Eukaryota; Metazoa; Arthropoda; Arachnida; Araneae; Araneidae. Bases 1 to 1263 code for a protein of 420 amino acids.
AUGGAGCUGGAAUAUUUGAAACAUGUUAAAGUACCAAGAUGGUUACACUGUGAUAGCGGAUUUGAGCACAUUUCAUUGCAUUUUUUUUGCGACGCAAGGAAACUAGACUAUUCUGCGGUUGUUUUUCAACGAGUUGAUAGUGGAAACUCUGCACACAUACAACUGGUGCAGAGUAAAACUAGAAUUGCACCUUGUGUAAAAAAGGAGACAACUAUUGCAAGGUUGGAACUUCUUGGUGCUGCUAUAUCUGCUCGUCUUUCUUCCACUGUCUUGAAAGAGUUUCCAACAGACAAUGUUUAUUUCUGGACAGACUCUACUACAGUGCUGGCUUGGUUGAAGAAAGAAGAACCGUGGGGUGUAUUUGUUUAUAACCGGGCUCAAGAAAUUUGGAAGCUGACACCAGUCAAAGCCUGGAGACACGUUCCUGGAUCACUGAAUCCAGCGGACUGUCCGAGUAGAGGGUGUUCAGCGAAGCAGUUUUGCAAUUCGAAAUCGUGGGAAGGUCCCAGUCGGUUGUAUCUUUCAUCUCAUGAAUGGCCUGUUAGUGAUGUGGUAGUAGAUGUCAAUGAGGAAGAAGUGAAUAAAGAGAGAAGAGCUAUCGUGACCUCUAUGGUGAAUAUUCAAACAGGUAUUAAGAGUGAUUAUUUUUCCACCUAUAGUAGGAACAUUAGAGUAGUGGCAUGGAUUCUACGUUUUAUUCAUAACGUUUCAAAUGCAACCAAGUUAAAAGGAAGCUUAGUCUAUGAAGAAUUCAGGCAAGUAGAGAUUUUGUAUUUCAAGUCCAUGCAGUCAAAUGCCUUUCAAGAUGAGAGAAUUCUUUCUAAAAUGCAAGCAUUUAAAGAUGAGGAUGGGCUUCUGAGAAUAAGAACCAAACUAGCAGAUAAUUGUGAGAAGGAAGAUUUCAAAUUCCCAAUUCUCUUACCUGCCAAUGAUGUCGUAGUGAAAUUAAUUCGAGAAGAGCAUAUAAAAGCAAUGCAUGCAGGCUCUUCGAUAUUACUCGCCCGGCUUAGAGAGAAAUUUUGGAUAAUUAGAGCCAAAAGAUUAGUAAAGCAGGUUCUUUCUGAGUGUGUGAUUUGCAAGCGUUAUAAAGCUAAACAUGUUGAAGUGCCCUUCGCUCCACUGCCUAGAGAUAGAGUUACUCAGACAAAGGUAUUUGAAGUAACAGGUGUAGAUUAUGCAGUCCUCUUUAUCUUAAGUCGAAAGGAAAGGCCUCGAUUGUUUUAUUUACUUCUGCUGUCUACAGAGCAGUGCAUUUUGAAUUAG